Daktulosphaira vitifoliae (grape phylloxera) is the source of this 1238-nucleotide messenger RNA. RefSeq lists its product as uncharacterized. NCBI's taxonomy places the organism in Eukaryota, Metazoa, Arthropoda, Insecta, Hemiptera, Phylloxeridae. The coding region runs from base 200 to 1051 and encodes 283 amino acids. The transcript has 4 exons. The record is from RefSeq and is a predicted model, not a curated record.
CUGACAAACUGAUGUCGACAGCACAACAAAUCGGUCGCCGACCAUCGGCCAGUACUGUACGUCGUGCACAUCCGUACGGUUUGCGUACUUUGCGCGCGACUCAUUCGUCUCGUUGUCGACAACGGUUAGGUUAUUGUGUUAAUGACCAAUCAUAAGUCCUUGCUGAUAAUUAUUUUACUUAUUACAUACGCGUUGUAAUAUGAUCGUAGCCAUGGAAAGAAAACUAAUUUCAGAACUCAUCGAAGAAUACAAAACGUACACUUGCUUGUGGAGAAUAAAAGAUCCGGAGUACAAAAACAAAGAAUUGAAAAAUGAAGCGUACGAAUCUCUUUUGGUGUUAAUCAGGAAAUAUAAUGAAAAUUGUACAAUGGACGAUUUAAAGAGGAAAAUAGCCAACCUAAGAACAUGUUACCUGAGAGAAUUUAAAAAAGUAGUUGAUGCUAAGAAAUAUGGUGAAACGUAUGAACCCAGCUUGUGGUAUUACAAAUCAUUGGAGUUCCUGAAUGAUCAGCAUGUAGGUGAUGAUAAAGUACGUUUGGGUCGUAGUUAUGCCGAAAAUAGCGACGAUGAAAAUGAAUCCAUUAACGAGACUCAAAAUAUUGUGUACGAAGACGGACUCGGAUCCGAAGAUAAAGAUUCGUACUCAACUGAAGUAGAGUUGCCGCCUGGUGCUGCUAAUCCAACAGUUACGUUAACGCAGAAUGUGACACAGAGGCGUCAAAAAAGAAGGCGCGUACUAGAAAUUAACCCUGAACGUUUUUGCGAAAAUUUCGAACCCCAUAUUGUUGGAGGGGUAGGCGGUCCUGGCGAACCACCCGGAGAUUAUUACGAAGGUUUCGGUCGUUACGCUGCGAAUGAACUCCGGCAGAUGGAUCGACAGUCAGUGAUAAUUGCUAAAAGACUGAUAAACGAAGUUAUGUUUCUUGGUCAAAUGGGCAUGUUGGACGUGAACACUAGAAUAGCCAGUCAUAACUUAAAGAAAAACGUUGUUAUCAAAAUUGAAGAUUCACAAACCGGAGAACUACCUAUGGAUUUUAUGGAAACCCCAUAAUUUUAACUAUAUUAUUCACAUGACAAUUAAUCUGAUUUUAAUUUAUAUUAGAUUGAGUAUAAUGUCUCAUGUUGAGAUAACAUUUUUGUAGAUAUAUAUUUUUUUCCUACCUCGUAUCUUUUAUUAUGGAACUUCAUUAUGUUUUACAAUGUCUGCGUUUGUUGAAAUAUAUUAUUAUUAAAAGAUA